Dictyostelium discoideum AX4 is the source of this 183-nucleotide messenger RNA. RefSeq lists its product as hypothetical. Bases 1 to 183 code for a protein of 60 amino acids. The transcript has 2 exons. Lineage: Eukaryota; Evosea; Eumycetozoa; Dictyosteliales; Dictyosteliaceae. The record is from RefSeq and is a predicted model, not a curated record.
AUGACACUUUUAGGUUCAAUCACUUCAAUUACAACAAACAACAAAACAAAAGUAAAUUCAAUUAAUGUUGAUAAAUCAUUAAAUAUUUGUUCAAAUUCCCCAGUUUAUAAUGAACAAUGCAGAUGGAACCCAAAUAUUUUAUGGCGUCAUGGUGGAGGUCGUAAUAAUUUUACUGCUGCUUAA